AUGACCAUCGAAUUAAAGCCUUUACCUCUACCCAAUAGCGCAGAACCGUCGCAUUUCAUCAAUUUUGGCCGUGAAGUGAAGGGUAUCAAUCCUGGAAAUUGCACAUCCGAACAACUGGAAGAUAUCAAGCAGGCGCUGUACCAACAUGAAGUUCUCCUCUUCCGUGAUGUGGUUCUCACUCCCGAACAGCAACUGAAGCUCACAAAGGAGUUCGAUCCUGAUUCCGAAAUAUAUGGUCACGGAGGUAAGCUAGAGAGUGAAAAAUCGUCCAUCCUUCAUUCUGCUCUCCACGCCAUCCCUCGAGUACCCCAAGUCCAACUCAUCGGUAACGGCAUGAUACAUGACCAUGAAGGACUUGCCGAAACUAGAUUGAAGCAUCUGACUCACAAGACAUUUCACAAAACCAUCAUAAGUCCCGAGGACGAAGUCAAAGGAUUCACGAGAUUCUAUCGAUGGCAUAUUGACGCGGCGCUCUAUGACCUCUCUCCACCACGAGUCACAACUUUGUAUGCCGUACGUGUUCCUGAAGGGCCCAACCAGAUAUGCCGCUACGAUGAUGGAACUGGAGACGAGCUAGAGGUACCUCUUGCGACUACAGCUUUUGUGUCUGGUCAGACAAUGUUCCAACUGCUCCCAUCAGAGCUGAAGAGUGUUGCUGUUCGGGCGAACGUCAAAUAUGCACCACAUCCAUAUGUUUGGAUGGCCCCCGCACAUGCCAAAUCGACCGGGCUAGGAAUUGAGUCCGAAAGUCUAGAAACGCCAUUAGAGCAGCUUCCUUCUUGGGUAGAGGAUAAAAUCAAGAUCCAUCCAGUGUUGUGGAAGAACCCAGUAUCGGAAGCGCUCUCAUUCCAAGUCCAUCCUUGCUGUGCUACAGAAGUUUUGAUCAAGCCGCUCCCUCCUGGUGCAUCUCGUGAAAAUGCUCUGUAUCCAGAUGGCGCUCAUCCGAAUGAAUUGAGCGAGGUUAGGGAUUUACUUUACCGAAUGCAAAGACCUGCCAUUGCACCGAGUUUGGUGUAUCCCCAUAAAUGGAAUGACAAGGACUUGAUAAUCUUUCACAAUCGAGGAGUCCUCCACACCGUUGUUGGAACACUGCAACCAGAUCAAGUUCGCGUCUAUCAUCAAUGUAAUCUUGCCGCAUCUGAGGAUCCGAUCGGACCGUCGAACGAGGAUAUCAUUAAGUGGGCGUGA
Molecule: messenger RNA, 1188 nt
Organism: Lentinula edodes (shiitake mushroom)
Lineage: Eukaryota; Fungi; Basidiomycota; Agaricomycetes; Agaricales; Omphalotaceae
Product: Clavaminate synthase-like protein
Exons: 7
Coding region: 1-1188 (395 amino acids)
Molecular function (GO): oxidoreductase activity
Source: RefSeq, a predicted model, not a curated record